This is a messenger RNA of Lindgomyces ingoldianus, 654 nucleotides long. RefSeq lists its product as uncharacterized. Lineage: Eukaryota; Fungi; Ascomycota; Dothideomycetes; Pleosporales; Lindgomycetaceae. The record is from RefSeq and is a predicted model, not a curated record. The transcript is spliced from 10 exons. Bases 1 to 654 code for a protein of 217 amino acids.
AUGCAGACCAACGACCAGACGCCGCAUGCGAUUAUGUUCUCGCAGCAGAUUGUUAAACUCCUUGUAGGAACUGUAAGUCGCAUCGCAUCGCUGGUAUCUGGAGGGGAGUUGAGCGCUUGCGACUUAAGGCUUAAGCCAGGCGAAUUUCAGGCUUCAGCCGAGAAGCAUUUGCCAAAACGCUUGACAUUGGGCACUUCAAAGAUUGAGACAAGGAGUCCUGUUUGGAGAUUGGGUGGCAGCACGAGUCUGGGCCUAAGAGUUCUAACUAGUCAGCUAUUGCCCGUGAAAGAACUUGGACUAAGAAGUUUAUCAGAAUUUGUUGUGCUGGCACUCAGGCUGAGAACGGCUGAAGUGCCGUGGGCUGAAGCCGAAGGUGGCUGCGCAUCUCAGCUACAAACCCUCCUACGAGUCACAGGAGGCCGCUUGAAGGCUUCCUCCCUCAAACGCUGUACCUUCCUAAUUUGUUACAGUCAAGCUUCGAGCGUCUUCUACACAGAACUGCGCUUGAAGAUUCGCCACUCAACCUCGCCACGAGCAGAUGAAUACCUCGAUCGCACUAGCAGGGAAGACGGCCGACCCGCACCAGCACACAUCUUCCGGCGCAUUGUAACGGCUCAUACCCUUAGGGCGUUCGAUUUAUCAGCGUAUGGCUGA